UUUGCUGCACUGACCAAGGAGCUGAACGCCUGCAGGGAGCAGCUGCUGGAGAAGGAGGAGGAGAUCUCGGAGCUGAAAGCAGAGAGGAACAACACCAGGCUGCUGCUGGAACAUCUGGAGUGCCUGGUGUCCCGACACGAGCGGUCGCUUCGCAUGACCGUGGUCAAGCGGCAGGCUCAGUCUCCCUCGGGGGUCUCCAGCGAGGUCGAGGUCCUCAAAGCGCUCAAGUCCCUGUUUGAACACCAUAAAGCCCUCGAUGAGAAGGUGAGAGAGAGGCUACGAGUGUCGCUGGAGAGGGUUUCCGCCUUGGAGGAGGAGCUCACAGCAGCCAAUCAGGAGAUUGUGGCCUUACGGGAGCAAAAUGCUCACAUCCAGAGGAAAGUGGCAUCUGGAGAGGGAGGAGAGGACAUACUGGAGGGCAGUGAAGCUCAGCAGAAGGUCCACGGCAAGCGUCUGUCCAACGGCUCUCUGGAGUCGGCCCACGAGGCGAGCCAGGUGGUGGAGCUCCAGGACCUGCUGGAGAAGCAGAACUAUGAGCUGGCCCAGAUGAAGGAGCGCAUGUCCUCGCUCUCCUCCCGGGUGUCCGAGGUGGAACAGGAGCUGGAGACCGCCCGCAAGGACCUCAUCAAGUCAGAGGAGAUGAACAACAAGUACCAGAGGGACAUCAAAGAGGCCAUGUGUCAGAAGGAGGACAUGGAGGAACGGAUCGUCACGCUGGAGAAACGCUACCUGAGCGCCCAGCGGGAGUCCACCUCCGUGCACGACAUCAACGACAAACUGGAGAACGAGUUGGCCAAUAAGGAGGCGUUCCUCCGACAGAUGGAGGAGAAGAACAGGCAGCUACAGGAGAGGCUGGAGCUCGCAGAGCAGAAGCUCCAGCAGACCAUGAGGAAGGCCGAGACGCUGCCAGAGGUGGAGGCCGAACUGGCCCAGAGGAUAGCGGCCCUCACCAAGGCGGAAGAGCGUCACGGGAGCAUUGAGGAGCGAAUGAGGCACUUGGAAUGCCAGCUGGAGGAGAAGAACCAGGAGCUGCUGAGGGCUCGACAGAGAGAAAAGAUGAAUGAAGAGCACAAUAAGCGACUCUCGGACACGGUGGACAGACUCCUCACAGAGUCCAACGAACGUCUUCAGCUCCACCUGAAGGAGAGGAUGGCAGCUCUAGAAGAAAAGAACUUGUUAAUCCAAGACUCCGAGGGUUACAGAAAACAGUACGAGGAGUCGAUCCAAGAAAAAUCGCAGCUGGCAGACGAGAUUGAGAAGCUAAGAUCAGAGCUCGACCAAUUCAGACUGAGGGCAGGCUCCCUCACAGAACCCACCCUGUCACGGUCUCAUCUGGACACGUCAGCCGAGCUUCGGUUCUCUUUGGGAUCUCUGGCCGAAACCCAGUCGGACCACUACCGCUCAGCCAAGGUCAUCCGCCGGCCGAGGAGAGGUCGAAUGGGCCUGCGUGAACCCAAGGCUAAAUCCCUGGGGGAGCACGAGUGGCGCUCCCAGCAGCUGGGCGUCCUCGGGGGCCACCACUUUGAGAGCGAUACAGAGAUGUCGGACAUCGACGACGACGACAGGGAAACGCUGUUCAGCUCCAUGGACCUGCUGUCCCCCAGCGGCCACUCCGAUGCACAAACCCUGGCCAUGAUGCUGCAGGAGCAGCUGGACGCCAUCAACAAGGAGAUUCGGCUGAUCCAGGAAGAGAAGGAGUCCACGGAGCUGCGGGCCGAGGAGAUUGAGAACCGGGUGGCCAGCGUCAGCCUCGAGGGCCUCAACCUGGCUCGAAUGCACCACCACGGAGCCUCCAUCACUGCCUCAGCCACCGCCUCCUCCCUGGCCUCCUCCUCCCCUCCCAGCGGACACUCCACCCCGAAACUGGACCCCCGAAGCCCCGCCCGCGACAUGGAGCGCAUGGGGGUCAUGACACUGCCGAGCGAUUUGAGGAAACACAGGAGAAAGAUAGCGGCGGUUGAAGAGGACGGCCGCGAGGACAAGGCCACCAUAAAGUGCGAGACAUCCCCCCCUCCGACGCCGCGCACUGUCCGAAUGACACACACACUGCCAGCCUCCUCGCACAAUGAUGCACGAGGGAUUGUGGCCUCUCUGGAGGCUGAGGCCAGCGCCCUAAGUAGUGUAGCCAGCAGCCAAGACUCCCUCCACAAACAGCCAAAGAAGAAGGGCAUCAAGUCGUCCAUCGGGCGACUGUUUGGCAAGAAGGAGAAAGGCCGACUGGCACAUCUAGCACACAGACAGGUCAUGGUGGAUCCACAAGCAACUAUGAUGGACCCAGACAUGGCGGGCCAGGACAUGGGGGUGGGCAAGUUGGGAACUCAGGCUGAGAAGGACCGCAGAUUGAAAAAGAAACACGAGCUGCUGGAGGAGGCCAGGAGAAAGGGUUUACCCUUCGCCCAGUGGGACGGACCCACAGUGGUAGCCUGGCUGGAGUUGUGGUUGGGGAUGCCGGCCUGGUACGUGGCGGCGUGCCGAGCCAACGUGAAGAGCGGCGCCAUCAUGUCGGCCCUGUCCGACACCGAGAUCCAGAGGGAGAUUGGCAUCAGUAACCCUCUGCACCGGCUCAAACUCCGCUUGGCCAUACAGGAAAUGGUCUCCCUCACCAGCCCCUCGGCCCCGCCCACCUCCAGAACCAAGUCAGAGUCUGAAGAGGGGAGCUGGGCACAGACUCUUGCUUAUGGCGACAUGAAUCAUGAGUGGAUAGGGAACGAGUGGCUGCCCAGUCUAGGACUACCUCAGUACCGCAGCUACUUCAUGGAGUGCCUAGUGGACGCCCGCAUGCUGGACCACCUCACCAAGAAGGACCUGAGGGUGCACCUUAAAAUGGUGGACAGCUUCCACAGAACAAGUUUACAGUACGGCAUCAUGUGUCUGAAGAAGCUCAACUAUGACCGAAAAGAACUGGAGAGACGCAGGGAGCAGAGCCAGCAUGAAAUGAGAGACGUACUGGUGUGGAGUAAUGAGCGGGUCAUCCGCUGGGUGCAGAGCAUAGGCCUGAGGGACUACGCCAACAUCCUGCUGGAGAGCGGUGUGCACGGAGCUCUGGUCGCCCUGGAUGACAACUUUGACUACAGCAGCCUGGCGCUGCUCCUCCAGAUCCCCAACCAAAACACUCAGGCACGUCAGAUUCUGGAGCGAGAGUACAAUAAUCUGCUGGCGCUGGGCACUGACAGGAGACUGGAUGAGUGUGACGACAAAGACUUCCGAGGUCCAUCGUGGCGGAGGCAGUUCCCUCCCCGAGACGUCCACGGCAUCAGCAUGAUGCCCGGAUCAGCAGAAACGCUCCCUGCGGGAUUCCGUCUCACUGCGACGUCCGGUCACUCCCGAAGACUGCCCCCAGAGGUCGGACCUUCUGCGGUGCAGCGACUGGACAGCUCCACGGUGAGAACCUACUCCUGCUGAGAGGAGGAAGAGAGGGACCUUAAACUGUACGCUGUGCAGUUCUGAAUGGAGACAAACUAGUGGAGCUGCUGGACGGGUCAACCCCGAUCAGGACUGACCCAUUCUGACAACACGCACUGCCAAGAAGCCCUGCUCUCCUCUCUGACCCUUUCCCCCCCAAAACCCCUGCUCCAUCCCCUAUAAUAUGGGCACCAGAUGCCGGUGCUAAACUGUCCUGCAGGCCGCCCCCCCCGUUGUCACCAUUUCUACCUUUUACAUGUACAGUAACUUGUCGAAGCAUAAUGUACUGUGUAUUUCUUCUACAGGAGAUGUGUAGGUUAUCUGUAAAAUAAUAUAAAUAUGCCAUUUUUAAUAUAUACACACAUCUAUGUAUAAAAAAAAAAAAAGAUAUUCAGAGUUUGUGCAAAAAAAUGUCCCUGCCACCUCAUUUAGUGGACCAUAGAUUAAUAUAUGCUGCUCUUUAAACUCUCUCCAUAUUACCCCUCGUCCCUCUAGAUCAUUUUGUACAUAUGGUUUUAUUUUUUCAUUGUGCUGAUGAUGAUUAUGAUGAUGAUGAUGAUGAUGAACCUGUGCUGCACCAUACAGAGAGGAAGAGAUUCUGGAUGUUGUGUGAAAACCUGCCCUCUAGUGGUGAACAAAAGAAAAAAAAAAGAAGAAGAAGAAAAAAGAAACCACUCCGAGGCCCUAUUCCGUCAACAACAAAAACUUCAUUAUCCUUUUCUUAUGGACUCGCAGGAGCGUUUCAAGAGGACGUGUGUCGACGCACUGGAACAAAACGUGACAAGCACUUUUCAUACAACCGCAUCAACUCAAUGGACUAUUUAGUAGCCAAGGACGAAACAAGAGACGCCGUUGCUCUCCGAAGUUGCACAAAACUUCCUCUCAGAGAACAAAAAAAAAAAAAGAAGAAGCAGUACGUCGCUCGCAGAAGCCGUCACUUGUCGUACUGUAUGUUUUGUCGGGCGACGCGUUAACACAAAGGACAACUACACUUUCAGCCGAGCUGGCCUUCUCCCCCCAAAACCCUUCAGACACUAACCGAACAGAUGAAAUAACUGAAAGACAGACUGCUUUAGCUCAUAGUGUGUGUAGAGUGUAUAUGACCAUGUUGAAGUGAGGUGACUUAAUGACAAAAAAACCUGUUGCUUGCUGUGACUUACAUUUGGUGUAACUGUUAACUCUUUGUUUCCGUCAGAGUUUCCAGGGUAACCUGUUGUAUAGCCCUGUUUUCUGUCUUUUAGUUAUUUCGGAUGGACCACUCAGAAACGAGUCUUACGCUUUUUUUUUUUUUUCAUUCGUUUUUACAUCUUCGAUUUGCACGAACAAUGAAUCAUUUUAUUUUGUGUCCAUUUUUUAUUUAUUACUUCUUGUACUUUGGUCAAAACUAAGUGGUGAGCAAACAAAUUUUCAUUGUCAAUAAAAUAAAAAACUGUCA
Messenger RNA from Stegastes partitus (bicolor damselfish), 4837 nucleotides. RefSeq names its product PTPRF interacting protein alpha 2 (gene ppfia2). The transcript is spliced from 28 exons. NCBI's taxonomy places the organism in Eukaryota, Metazoa, Chordata, Actinopteri, Pomacentridae. The record is from RefSeq and is a predicted model, not a curated record. Bases 154 to 3402 code for a protein of 1082 amino acids. Gene Ontology annotation, molecular function: protein binding. Gene Ontology annotation, cellular component: presynaptic active zone. Gene Ontology annotation, biological process: synapse organization.